Messenger RNA from Ruditapes philippinarum (Manila clam), 2867 nucleotides. Its product is annotated as excitatory amino acid transporter 1-like. Lineage: Eukaryota; Metazoa; Mollusca; Bivalvia; Venerida; Veneridae. The coding region runs from base 532 to 2238 and encodes 568 amino acids. Gene Ontology annotation, biological process: L-glutamate transmembrane transport. Gene Ontology annotation, cellular component: plasma membrane. Gene Ontology annotation, molecular function: neutral L-amino acid transmembrane transporter activity; L-glutamate transmembrane transporter activity; glutamate:sodium symporter activity. The record is from RefSeq and is a predicted model, not a curated record. The transcript has 8 exons.
AAGUAGAGUGUUGCUCUUUGAAACAUAAAUGAAACUCUGUCUGCCAGUCUUCUUUCACGCUUCCAUUCCUCUGUGAGAUACUUUAAAUAAUUGAUACUCGCUUUUCAGGAAAAAUAUUGAAGGUGAAAAAGUCCGAUCGCAUUUAAAUUCAUUCGCGGAUGUUUUAAAGGAAUUAUUGAUUAGUGAUUAUAAGCUUCGGUAGUGCGCGGCUAAAUUGAAUUUAAUGAAAAACUGAGGUCUGGUGAGAUCUCAGUUCUGUCACGGAAUUACGGAGCAAAUAACGAUCAGAUUGUAGCUGGAGGCUAAGUCAAAUGUUUCUUUUAUUUGAAAGUAAAUUUUGGGAGUACAUUGAGCAUCUUAUACUCGGAUCUUUUGUGAUAUGUGAUACAAAUUAUAUUAGGAUAAAAGAGUACAGUGUAAUGUUCACCGAAAUAUAAUAUAUCAUCGGCAUUAUAUAAACAGAAGAAAAUAAAACAUUAGCAAUUGCUAAACAAACGUUUUGUUGUGUUAAAUAAAAAUCAAAUCUUUAAAAUGGAUGGACAUUCAAGUGAACCAUCGAAAAUGAAUACACAAGUGUCCAUCAAUGUUCCAGAGGAAAAUCCCCGUGGACUGCAUGGAUUGAUUAUGCGCAUGCGCAACAGAAACUGGAGACAAGUUGGAGAAAAUAUGAAAGAAAACUUACUUCUUAUAUUGUUGCUCGGUUCUGUUAUCCUUGGGGCUGGAAUGGGCUUCGCUGUUAGGAAUAGUUUUGGUACUAUGAGCAAAAGGGAGAUAAUGUACCUCCAGUUCCCAGGUGAAAUCCUCAUGCGAAUGUUGAAGAUGUUGAUUCUUCCACUCGUUAUCUCUAGUCUUAUUGCGGGCAUUGCUGGUCUUGAUGCAUCAACUUGUGGAAAAAUGGGCCUGCGUACCAUUGCAUACUUUGCAACAACAACAUUGAGCGCCGUUAUCCUUGGUAUAAUCAUGACAUAUAUAAUGAGGCCAGGUUCAAACUCAGAUAAGAAAGGGAUUCCAAGAUAUGGAAAUGCCGCAAAAUUAAACCCCGUUGAUACCUUCCUCGAUCUUAUAAGGAACAUGUUCCCGGACAAUUUAGUGGAAGCUGCAUACACCGGGUUUCGAUCCGAAGAGCAUUUAACAGAAGUGAACAUCACACAAAAUGUUCGCUUGAACACAACAGACAACAGGACAAUGUACCACUCGGAUUCUGGGAUAGUAACAGAUGUGGAAGUUAUCUCACGCAAUCAAUCUGUUACAUUUAUAACGAGAAAUAUAACGACGCAGAUAUUAGAGCCCGGAAGUUCGACUACUGGUUCCACUAACAUUCUAGGACUUGUCGUCUUCGCCGUUCUCAUGGGUGUUAUACUCGGCAGAAUGAAAGCUAAAGGAAAGCCGCUCGUCGACUUUUGUAACUGUUUGGCCGACGCUACUAUGAAUAUCUUUGUUAUUUUCAUAUGGUAUUCGCCAGUCGGAAUAGCGUUUCUGAUCGCCGGAAAAAUUGUGGAGAUGGAAGAUUUUGGAGUGAUGAUUGGUCAGGUGGGAGUAUACUUUAUAACGGUGUUGCUUGGUCUCUUUGUGCAUGGAUCGUGCGUAUUGCCACUCAUUUUCUUUGCUCUGACCAGACAAAAUCCGUACAAAUUUAUUUACGGAAUUUCACAAGCUUUGGCAACAGCGUUUGGAACCUCCUCAAGCUCUGCGACUAUGCCUGUGACGCUACACUGUCUUGAGGUGAACAAUCACGUAGAUCCCCGUGUCAGCACGUUUGUAAUCCCCGUUGGAGCAACUAUCAAUAUGGACGGUACUGCCCUAUAUGAAGCGGUAGCGGCGUUAUUUAUAGCAAAUGUCAACGACAUUACAAUGAAUUUUGGGAAUGUUGUAACUAUAAGUAUUACAGCUACAGCUGCGUCUAUUGGGGCAGCUGGCGUUCCUCAAGCAGGUCUCGUUACCAUGGUAAUCGUUCUUUCUGCUGUAGGACUGCCUGUAGAUGACAUCACACUUAUUCUCGUCGUCGACUGGUUCCUGGAUCGAUUCCGAACGUUUACAAACGUCAUGGGCGAUAGUUUAGGUGCGGGUAUCGUGUAUCAUCUAUCAAAACACGAGUUACCUCCCUUACUGGACGAAAACGAGACUGAUGUGCCCGAUGUCUGUGUGGAUAGCCCUGGCCCGAACAAGGGGUCAACUCCUACGCCGGAGUUAAGAAAACGACCAAAUGGAGCAGAGGAAGCUAAUAUUGCUGCAGUGUAACACUUAACUAUAUCCAUUUUUAUUUAGAAAUAGUUUUUUCAUUGUUUUUAAUAUUCAGUGAGGUUGUAACAAAACGUGUUGUUAUCGGUAAUACUGCGCGAACUAUUGUAAUGUUGAAAGAUUUGGAAGUCGAACAGAAACUGUUGGUGAAACAUAAAAAUGAGAAACAUAAAAAUGUGAUUAUUCACAUAAGCUUGUAGGUUAGAUACGUGAUUAUGAGCAUGCAGAAUAAGAUUGGGUUUGAUGAAUGUCUUUUGGUAAGCACAUUUUAAAGUAAAUAACAUGUACAUAUAUAUAUAUCAUUUGAUUAAUUUCAUUAAAUUCAUGUUGAUCGAUUUUUUAAGUAGAAAAUCAUUCGCUCAUCUCAUUCAUUUUUAUCUUAAAAAUAUAAAUAUAUGACCAUAGUUGUUACACACAUCAACCGUUCACCAUUUACAAAAAACAGCUGUAUCAUCAACCGGACAUUGAAACUUGAUUCAAUUAUUUCUGUAAAAAAUAAUGUGUAAAAAAUGCAUCGUUUUAUGAACCUUUGCUUUUAAUUGCACGAAAAUGUAAGUUAUUUUCUACAGGUCAUCUCAAAUGCGUCGUUAAACUUGUAUUGGCUAAAUUGAAAAAUCAUCUAAAUUCCA